Penicillium soppii is the source of this 1458-nucleotide messenger RNA. RefSeq names its product putative vacuolar sorting protein SNF7 family protein. The transcript has 4 exons. Gene Ontology annotation, biological process: vesicle budding from membrane; late endosome to vacuole transport via multivesicular body sorting pathway. Lineage: Eukaryota; Fungi; Ascomycota; Eurotiomycetes; Eurotiales; Aspergillaceae. Bases 1 to 1458 code for a protein of 485 amino acids. Gene Ontology annotation, cellular component: ESCRT III complex; cytoplasmic side of plasma membrane; multivesicular body. The record is from RefSeq and is a predicted model, not a curated record.
AUGAGCGACCUUCUUAAGUACAUCCUCAACAACGAGGAAGCAUUUCGAAGAAACCGUCUUCCUUCUCUCUACUCCGACUUCACGCCCCAGAAGAAAACAAACCCCGAUGGGUACGCCGUGAAUGUUGCCGCAUGGGAGCAAGCCCUGAACCGAGCGGCAAAGCGUGGCUAUACAUCAUCGCGCGGUGUCCGUGUACGCUCGGACUCGAGUGUAUCAGCUAGUGGCGCUACGCCAGCCGGACGAAAGAAGACAGAUCAUCUUAUCUUGCGCACGGAUGAGUCGCUCCUCCGCGAUCUGGAGAGCUCUGAGUGGGGGAGACCCGUUGCGCUGGGUACUGUUAUUGACGAGGCAGUGCGCAAGAAUUCGAUGAUCCCAUUAAAAAUCUACAAGACUACUCCUGGACUUCUACAGAAAAAGAGUCAAUGGAGAGUGAUCGAUCCUGGGGUGUUGAGUCCGUGGAAUGUCAUGAGCUGGGGGGUUCGGCAGCUAAAGGGCUUUGUCGUAUCUGAGAGUGACUCCGCGCCGGAAUUGCAGGUGCAGGAGUUAGUCCUGGUCGAUAAUCUACAGGAAAUGGCAGAUCGAGUUGUCAAGAAGGCUACGGGCGGUACUUCAUCUAAAUUGGAUCUUAUCUACUCCAAAGAAAUAUUUGUGGAGGAGUUUGCGGGCCUACUGAAUGACGCUACGGAGUUGUCGGAUUCAGAUCUUGAAGUCCUGUUAAUCUAUUUGUCCCGCGACAGCGAUGCUAUUGCAUUUGAUGGCAAGACUAUCAAGUUCAAGUCUCCAGAUGAUAAUGGAGAAAUCACACAACAGGACACCACGAUUGCAUCCAUCAAGACCUUGGUAUCGACUUUAUCGAAACAGGUCGCAAACUUGGAAGCUAAGAUCGCUGAGCUAAAUGUAUCUGCUAAGACAGCCCUUGCAAACAAAAAUCGCAUCUCCGCUUUGUCGGCCGUUCGGUCGAAGAAAAUGGCUGAGCACAACCUUCAACAGAGGUUUGAUACUCUCAUGCGGCUUGAGGAAGUAUAUUCUAAGAUUGAGCAAGCGGCCGGUCAGGUAGAUAUGAUACAAGUCAUGCAGGCAAGCACCGGUGUCCUUCGUGGUCUACACAACCAGAUUGGCGGUGCCGAGAAGGUCGAGGAUAUCGUGGAAGAGUUACGCGAGGAGAUGACCAAGGUGGAUGAGGUUGGAAGCAUCAUGAACGAGGCCGGUCCUGUCAUUGAUGAGGGAGAGAUUGAUGAUGAGCUCGCAGCCAUGGAAAAGAGCGACAAGGAGGCAAGGGAGAAGGAAGAAGCUGCCGCCACCGAGAAAAGGCUGGCCGAAUUGGACAGCGUCAAGCAAGCCUCCGACGACGUUGCUCACCGAGCACGUGUGGCUGAAAAUGUGGACUCAGCGCUAGCAGAUAACAUCGACCGGCUCUCCAACAUGUCUGUUGAGGACAACCCGAUGCCAGCAAAGUAA